Lytechinus pictus (painted urchin) is the source of this 4615-nucleotide messenger RNA. RefSeq names its product acid-sensing ion channel 1A-like. The record is from RefSeq and is a predicted model, not a curated record. The transcript has 8 exons. Bases 371 to 1855 code for a protein of 494 amino acids. Lineage: Eukaryota; Metazoa; Echinodermata; Echinoidea; Temnopleuroida; Toxopneustidae. Gene Ontology annotation, cellular component: plasma membrane. Gene Ontology annotation, biological process: sodium ion transmembrane transport. Gene Ontology annotation, molecular function: ligand-gated sodium channel activity.
AGAUAAAAACACCGGGACGUGAGUUACCUGUUACCACAGUGCAUAUCGAUCCGUACUUGGUACACAGGGGCAAAAAAGCCCCCUCUGCAAUACUCAUAUUGUGCAAUCAAUGUAGCUAUAUCAUAAGUUUUAGGCCUUCGAUACUCCUUUACUUUCAUUUCAUCAUCUAUGCCAGCGAAAAGGUGAAUGUUUCUGAAAAUGGACUGAACGUGACAACGUUUCUAUCAAAACUCGUUUGAUUGAGGUACUAUAGGAGAGAUUAUUCUUCUAGUAAGCUAACUGUUUGCUGGUAUAAAUUCAUUUUGAUGCGUGAUAAAAAAUAAAGGAUAAAGGAGGACUUAGGUGAGAUUUGAUCACAUCCAAACUGAAGAUGGCAUGCCGAGCUGGAAGAUGCCACCUUCGUCAAUGGGCCGCGGACACUUCCGAUCUACAUGGUCUCAAACACAUAGCAGGAUCUGGAAACAUAUUCCGACGUCUCGUCUGGCUGUGCCUCUUCUUAACUGCACUUGGUUUCUGUAUUUUUGAAUGCUACCUUGUUAUCAAGGGAUAUAUAUCUUUUAACCAUGUCACCCAAGUUGACGUCUACUACACGACUGAAGUGGAGUUUCCAGCCGUUACUGUCUGUAAUAUCAACAAAUACAGAGAAUCGGCGCUUACAGAAGAGGAUAUUAAAAAUGUCGGCGUCCACCUUGGUAUCGUAGAUGAAGAUUAUAAUCUUCUUCUCCCCGAGCUUUAUACGGAUGAGUUCAAAGACUUCAUCAAUUCUGUCAACUGGACGUCCGUGGAGGAGGAUACCGAUUACAACAUGACUGAUUUCACCAUCAGAACUGGCCACAAACAAGAGGACAUGAUCGUUUCGUGUUUGUGGAAAGAGGAGCCGUGCGAGGAGACCGAUCUGCAGCACUCAUUAACACAUCUUGGAAAUUGUUAUUCCUUCAAUAUACAAGGCGAAAACUCUGAUGAAGAUGAUUGGAAACACUCAUAUUCAGCCGGUGCAGCCAAUGGUUUACAGCUAAUCCUGAACGCUGAGAUCCCGGAGUACACCCCUAGCAAUGAUCUCGACUCAGGAGCCAUGGAUGCAGGUCUAAGGAUCAUGUUCCAUUACCCGACCGAACCACCUUACCCCAAAGAACUGGGCUUCUCGGUCUCGGCGGGAGAUCACUCAUUCAUCUCUAUGCGACAUGAAAAGAUCACGAGUCUGCCAUGGCCAUACACGGAAUGCGAAACGGACGGAGGGGACAUCAUCACCCACUUCGGCCACUACUCUCUUCAGGCUUGUAGAAUAGAGUGCGAGACCCUGGUCAUCGAGGCCGAGUGUGGAUGUCGGCUUCCCGAGAUGCCUGGCGAUGCUGAAGUGUGCAGCCCGGCCGACGUCCACGAGUGCGCCCAUCCUACUUUAGUUGAUUUCAUUUCGGGUAACCUGAACUCUUCAGAGACGUGCGAGUGUUUCUCGCCCUGCCUAGUGGAAAAUUACCCUUUCACCCUCUCAACGAGCAAACUACGUCCACUAUUUCUAGAGGCCCUCUACGCCAACACUAGUACCAACUUCACAUCUGCUUACAUCAGCGAAAACAUUGCGGUGGUUUCAAUUUACUACGAGGCUCUAAAUUUCCAGACCAUUGACAUGUUACCAGAGUACACCUUUGCCACAUUGCUAGCCGUUCUCGGAGGCAAUCUUGGUCUAUUCUUGGGGGCGAGUUUCCUGACGAUAGCCCAGCUAGGCGAAUACUUUCUGGACGAGAUGAUUGGAUGGUGUAUUUGUAAAAAGAGCAAAGAAUUGGAAGAAGAAAGGAACGGUGGAAAUAAAGUUGAACCUUCUCCCACAGUGAAGACCACUGAUGCUUGGGGCGCUUGAAAAUGAAACAAGCCAUCUUUUUAUAAGCCAGUUCGUAGAUUGCUCAAUCAUGUGUAUCUUUUUUUUAUGACACUUACCAUUUUCCAAUAGGAUGUAAGCCCUCAUCAGUUUUAAAGAACAAGUCCACCCAAAUAAAAAGUUAGUUUGAAUAAAAAAAAAAAACAAUCAAAUAAACAUAACAUUGAAAAUUUCAUCCAAAUCGGAUGUAAAAUAGGAAAGUUAUGACAUUUUAAAGUUUCGCUUAAUUUCACAAAAGUUAUAUUCACAUCCAAUCGGUAUGCAAAUGAGGAGACUGAUGACAUAAUCCACUCACUAUUUAUUUUGUAUUUCAUUACAUGAAAUAUGAAAUAUUCAAAUUCACCCCCUCAUUGUCAGGUGAAACGAGGUUUAAUUCCUUCCUGAACAUGUGUAUAUAUAUCACUGUUUUAACAUUUUGUGGAUCAAACAAGAGGGUCCUUAUUGUCAAAUCUGUAAAAAUUGAAAUAUAAUGGUAUAUUAAAACAAUAAACAACAAAAGCAAUAGUGAGUGAGGGACACCAUCGACUCUCUCAUUUGCAUAUCACCGAGUUGUGCAUAUAAUUUUUUUUUUUUAAUGAGCACAACUUUAAACUGUCAUAACUUUCUUAUUUUACAUCCGAUUUUGAUGAAAUUUGUAGGACAAAAAAUGUUGACGUAACGCUCCCCUGCCAGGUGACUAAAAUAGUACGUCAGUGAUCAAAUUUGGAAAUCAUCUGUUGCAUUGUCUGGUUUAAUUUUGGCACAAUGGCUAAAUCUGGGCUACUGUCAAACAUCAGCCAUAUCAUGAAUAGUAUGUUGCUCUUCAGUGGAUGUGAUGAAAUUAAUAUUUUAACACGAAUGUAUUUAUGAAUAAUCAUCAAAUCACAAACGCUAAGGUCAGCGAAUUUGGAAAACACCCCCAAUGUUUAUUGGCAGCUCAGACUGCUAAUGUACGAAUGACAAUCACUCUUUAUUUUGGGGAUGGGAAUAAUUACUCUAAAGAACUUAGUGUAAAGUGUGUUCACAGUGUGGAACACAAAGUGAAAUUAACUUCAAACGUUUGAAAUGCUCAAGCUUUUGUGACUCACGUUCACAGAGCUCCAUUAUGUGAAGACACUGAAAACACUCACAUUGCAAAUGUGCAUGUCCACAGUUUUAAAUUAUUUUCACAUUUUUUACUCUGCGCUUUUAACAUUGUGAAUCGCAUUCUCGCACAUCAUCAAAUGUGGACACAGUGUGUGUUUUUUUGGUUUCCCUGGAACACGAAGUUCCACGGUGUCUUCAUGUUGUGUUUACAGUGUGGAACACAAUGUGCUAUCAUCUUCACGCUGUUGAAAUGCUCAAACUUAAAAUUGUGACUUUAAUAUUCACACAAAGAAGGAAGGAAACAGCACCUAUAUUCACAGAAUCCCCUGUGUGUACACACCUUGAACACUCUUACUGUAGAGAUGUCCACAGUGUCACACAGUGUGAUCACAGUGUGUUCACUGAGUGAACUAUAUGAAAAUAUUAUUCACAUUGUUAAGAUGCUCAAAUUCAACUAUGUGAAGAUAUUUUCACACUGUGAACACCUCGACAGUGUGACUGUUUACAGCGUGUUCACAUGGUCGACUAUUUGAAUAUGUGUUCAAAUUUCACAGUGGGAUGGUAAUUUAACAUCAUGUUACACACUGUGAACAAACUGUGGCACACACUAUGGGACAUUGUUAUUUCCAGUAUGGUUGAGCAUUCUAGCAUUAAGAAUCGCAUCUCUACACAUCAUAUCCUAGUAUUCGAUCACAUUGAGCGGUAUCAUAAUCUCAUUUCCAGCAGGAAGUUAGUACCCCUAGAACGCAGUGUUCCACAGUGUGGAACACAAAGUGAAAUAAUCUUCACACUUUUAAAUGCGCAAAAAUCAGCAAGGUCACACUUACUUUCAUAGAAUUAACUAUGUGAACACACUGUGAGUACUCACAUUGCAGAGGUGUCCAUUGUUUGAAGUUGUCUUCAUAUUAUUAAAUUUGAGUAUUUCAACAAUAAAUUUGUGCAUGACAUCAUUAAUACACAUGUGGACAUACUUUUUUACUCUCUGUGAUAUUAUCUUUCUUAUAAGGGCAUUAUAUCGUUUAAGUGAUCAUUUAAACCAAGUUUUGAUGCAUGAUUCUCUUAAUGCUUAUCAGCAGAAACAAGCAGCACAAUAUUUAACAGAUAUGCAUUGCUAAGAUACACAAUUACCACAAAAGUAUUGUAAAAUUUUGUAUACCCUGUGCUGCUGCCAUAUCACAUAGAUUUGACUUCAAAACUUUCACUUAUUGUGACAUAUGAAAUGACACUGUGUACUAUCACAAUGUAAAUGUUUAAAUAAAAGGGGUCGAGUGUGACAAAUUUCUGACGAGAUAUAUUAUGAUGAUUAAUGAAGUUGUCCUGCUAAUACAAGUUGACGACUUAGUAAUAUAAGAGUCUUGCCAAAACACAAUAUCUUGUCAAAUUUCGUCAUAGGCCAAUUUCAUGAGUAAAAUCAAAACCACUUUUUAAAUAUACAUGUAAUAUGUGAUUAUGCUUAUAUAUAUCGUUGCUGUUGCCUGUUUUUACCUGUUUAUAGAGGAAGACACACUUGGAAAACAAUCAAGAAUUCCACUGCACGAAAUGCUGGGUAUUUUUGUGUUUAUUUCCUACGUUAUAUUUAUUACGUGUAUUUUUUGUACAUAUUUUCAACCUGCAUUGUAAGAUAUGCAUUAUGGCGAUAAUGUUAUUAUGAAAAUAAAUGCUUUUAUGUGGAACGAA